AUGUCAGCCUUAGUACCUAGUGAUGCCGUAGCGUUGUUGUACCGACGCUACCUCAAGGCGUCGAACCGCAUCCCCAACGUCACUAUUCGCAUGUUACUUAUUCAGCAGAUUAGAAGUGGUUUCCGUCGCAAUCGAACCAUUCAAAGCGCCUCUGCACAGCGUGAGUUGAUCAAUCAAGCGCUAAAAGAUCUCAAUAUCCUGGAGGAUGAGCGCCUAUCGCGGACAUUGUAUAUUAAUCGUCUUGGACUUGUUUCCUGUUUAGAUUGGGAAGUGCGGCGAACAGAAUACAACUUUGCACCCGAAACUCAUUAUAUAUGGUCAACUGUGCUGACUCUUGCCUUUACAAUUUUUGCUAUUAUGAUAUUCAAUAGCAAGGGCAUUGAGGAGCACCGCCCUGACAUCGCUGACAUGGUGGACCUCAUGGCAAUGCGACUGGAGGGUGAUUCCCUGGAAGAACUCAAGGCAUUGCGUGAGCAGCAGAUUCGUAAUAGCCUCGAAACACGGGAGCGCCAGCUCUCCUUAGAGCAGCGAGUUCUAGCGACAUUUCACGAAGCACCGAAUAUAAGGCCACAGUCGCUCCGUAAGCCUGACGCCAUUUAGACAAGUAACGAGGAAGUGCGAUGCUGUUGCAUGGGGAUUAUAAACCCCAUAAAGCUACAACAAA
This is a messenger RNA of Phytomonas sp. EM1, 664 nucleotides long. The record is from the annotation of a GenBank genome assembly. NCBI's taxonomy places the organism in Eukaryota, Euglenozoa, Kinetoplastea, Trypanosomatida, Trypanosomatidae.